Molecule: messenger RNA, 2631 nt
Organism: Polyodon spathula (Mississippi paddlefish)
Lineage: Eukaryota; Metazoa; Chordata; Actinopteri; Acipenseriformes; Polyodontidae
Gene: nup88
Product: nucleoporin 88
Exons: 17
Coding region: 50-2215 (721 amino acids)
Biological process (GO): ribosomal small subunit export from nucleus; ribosomal large subunit export from nucleus; mRNA export from nucleus
Cellular component (GO): nuclear pore
Molecular function (GO): structural constituent of nuclear pore
Source: RefSeq, a predicted model, not a curated record
CUCACUUUCCUGCGACAGUGGACCCUAGCCUGGAUUUGUGACUGGAAACAUGGCUGCGUGUACUGGAGAGCGAUGGAGGAGCAAACUGCAGGCCCAUGCUCUAUUUGCAAAGCUUCGUGAAAACCUGCAGUUUGAGCCUAGCGGGAGCGGCAGGAAACCGGCGAAGAAUCUCACCUUCUGCUUAGACGGGGACCUGUUUGUGUGGGACGGAGCGGAGAGUGCGUUUUACACCACGAAUCUGCGGCAGCUUAACAGUACAGACUUGGUUCCAGAACAUUAUCAGACCCUGCUGUGCAUCAACCCGCCGCUGUUCGAAGUGCAUCAGGUUCUGCUUAGCCCCACGCAGUACCAUGUGGCUCUGCUUGGGCACAAAGGAGUGAGUGUGCUGGAACUACCUCAGCGCUGGGGCAAGAGGUCUGAGUUUGAAGGAGGGCGCCGCACAGUCAACUGCAAGACUAUCCCAGUAGCUGAGCGCUUCUUCACCAGCUCUGGCUCUCUAACGUUGAGACAAGCUGCCUGGUACCCCAGUGAGACUGAAGAGCUCCACUUAGUUCUGCUUACCUCUGACAACUCCCUCCGAUGCUACAGUCUGAAGGAGCCACAGACCCCAGCAAAGAGCCUCUCUCUGUCUCAGCCUGAAGAGGAGAGUGCUGUCCGGACAAGAGGGCGGUCCUAUGCAGCUUCACUGGGGGAGAUCGCUGUAGCUUUUGACUUUGGCCCCAGGCUUCCGGCUCCUAAGCAGCUCGUGGGUCAGCGAGCGAGGGAGGACGUGCUGGCGUACCCCCUCUACAUCCUCUACGAGAAUGGAGAGACCUUCCUCAGCUAUGUCAGCCUGGCACAAAGUGGAGGGAGUCUGGGGAAGCCUGUGGGCCCCCUGCCCAUGCACCCUGCGGCGGAGGAUAACUACGGCUACGACGCCUGCGCAGUGCUGUGCCUGCCUUGCGUGCCCAACAUCCUGGUGAUCGCCACUGAGAGCGGCACUCUGUAUCACUGUGUGGUGCUGGAGGGGGAGGAGGAGGAAGACACUGCACUCAGUGAUCGCUGGCCCCAGGGUACGGUGCCAGUGCCCUCUCUCUAUGUCUUCGAAUGCGUUGAGCUCGAGCUGACUCUCAAACUGGCAGCCAGCCAGGAUGGGGAGGAGCCUGUAGAGUCAGACUUCACCUGCCCAAUCAGACUGCACCGAGACCCGCUGUGCCAGACAAGGUACCACUGCACCCACGAGGCCGGCGUUCACAGUGUGGGUCUGACCUGGUUCAGUAAACUGCACAAAUUCCUUCAGUCAGAUGAAGAAGACAAGGACGGUUUGCAGGAGCUGGCAGCUGAGCAGCGCUGCAUCGUGGAGCACAUCCUCUGCACCCGUCCGCUGACCUGUAGCGCGACUGCCCCUGUUCGAGGCUUCUGGAUCGUCUCAGACCUGUCUCUCGGAGCCACCAUGAUCUGCAUUACCAGCAGCUCCGACUGCAUCACCCAGCCACUGCUGAGCGCUACCCGCCCCCCCUCGCCCCCCCUGCUCUGCUCUCGUCCUGGCUUGGAGUUGGGCAGCUCCCCACUGCGUGGCUUUGGAGAAGACUCCUUCGAGCAGCACAUCCGGAACAUUCUGCAGCGUGGCUCUGCCAAUCCCCUACUGCUCAGGUCUGGCAAUAAGGACGUCUCCCCUCCCCCACCAGAGUGUUUGCAGCUGCUGAGCCGUGCGACCCAGGUGUUCCGUGACGAGUACAUCCUGAAACAAGACCUGGCCCGGGAGGAGAUCCAGCGCAGGGUGAAGCUGCUGUGUGGACAGAAAGACAAGCAGCUGGAAGACAUGGCACACUGCAGAGAGGAGAGGAAGAGCCUGAGAGAGAUGGCAGAACGGCUGGCUGAUAAGUAUGAGGACGCUAAGUAUCGACAGGAAGUCAUCAUGAACAGGAUGAAGCAGAUCCUGGGUAGUUUCCGCUCACAGCUGCCUGUGCUGUCAGACAGCGAGAAAGACAUGAGGAAAGAACUGCUGACAAUCAACGACCAGCUCCGUCACCUAGACAACAGCAUCAAGCAGGUCAAUAUGAAGAAAGAAUACCAGCAGAAACAGAUGGAGAAGGGGGUGUCGGUCCCUAAAGCCAAUCUGUCUCUCACUGCACAUCAGAGGACGUGUGUCUUCAGCAUUCUCAAGGAGGAGGGAGAGCACAUCGCUGAGAUGAUGAAGCAGAUCAAGGACAUCAAGAAUCACUUCAGCUUCUGAGAAGAGCACUGGGUUCAGACUGCACUUCAAACCAGCGCUCAGAACCAGGAAAUAUUACAGGAUUAUUUGUAAUAUUUGAAAUGCAACUAGUCAGCAAUUGGCUUUUUAACUUUUCAGUAUUUGUAGUACUUGAGUUUUUUUGGUCUCUAAGUUGCAGUUUAUAUGUAACUGAGAAAGAAAGGCUCUUAUACCACAGAACUAAAGAAACUUAACGGAUAGUUAUAAAAUUAAAUAGACAAUUCAACAAGUUAACUUUUAUAACUACCAAGGAUAAAAUUAUGCUUCUAAGCUUACAAGGUAAAAAAAAUGUAAGUCUACCUUGUUGUUUGAAGUUGUUUGUAUACAUCCGAAUCGCCUACACUUGUACAUACUUUAUGUAUUCAUCUCGUGGGAGAAUAAACACCUUUUGUAAGGAA